ACAUUUUGUUGCUUUCUGUUUCUCAUCAGGAUGUGAGUGGGAUCCCCAGAAGAUCAGAGAGAGUUGAACGACUGUUGAGGAUUCUCAGCUACAUAGGAUGUUCUCUCUCCAUCGUAGGCCUCCUGGUGACCCUGGCUGUCUACAUCACUGAUAGGAAACUUCGUUGCUUGCAGCCCAUCCGGAUCUUAAUGUGCCUCUGCAUUACGCUCCUCUUCCUGUACGUCUUCUUCAUCAUCAUGACAGCACUCGACCGAUAUCCUGGAGAACCUGAGGUCGGUCCAGGUCUGUGUGGGGUCAUCGCCGCCGUCCUCCACUUCACCACGCUCUCAUCGAUAUCAUGGAUGGGCGUUGAAGGGAUAAACAUGUUCCUAAUGGUUGUCCGUGUCAUGGACUCGUAUAUCCCACUCUUCAUGAUGAAAGCCUCCAUAAUUGCAUGGGGUAAACUGCUGUUAUAACUUGUUUGACCAAAACUCUUGAUGCCUAUUGUCACGCAACUAAGUCUUAGGGCCUUGCACCAUAGAAGCAUCGCUUCUUCAGCGUGCCUCUCAGUCCAAUGUUUACAUCCAGGUCAC
Messenger RNA from Strongylocentrotus purpuratus (purple sea urchin), 572 nucleotides. Its product is annotated as adhesion G-protein coupled receptor G5-like. Gene Ontology annotation, biological process: G protein-coupled receptor signaling pathway; cell surface receptor signaling pathway. The coding region runs from base 189 to 455 and encodes 88 amino acids. The record is from RefSeq and is a predicted model, not a curated record. Lineage: Eukaryota; Metazoa; Echinodermata; Echinoidea; Camarodonta; Strongylocentrotidae. The transcript has 2 exons. Gene Ontology annotation, molecular function: G protein-coupled receptor activity. Gene Ontology annotation, cellular component: membrane.